Messenger RNA from Myotis lucifugus (little brown bat), 908 nucleotides. RefSeq names its product synemin-like. Gene Ontology annotation, molecular function: vinculin binding; structural constituent of muscle; intermediate filament binding. The record is from RefSeq and is a predicted model, not a curated record. Lineage: Eukaryota; Metazoa; Chordata; Mammalia; Chiroptera; Vespertilionidae. Gene Ontology annotation, cellular component: intermediate filament; costamere; neurofilament cytoskeleton. Bases 1 to 588 code for a protein of 195 amino acids. Gene Ontology annotation, biological process: intermediate filament cytoskeleton organization; fast-twitch skeletal muscle fiber contraction. The transcript has 5 exons.
AUGGCUGGAGCUCCCGCAGCCACCCUGGACCACGAGGUCGAGCAUGGCAGGGCCACAAGACGGAAGGGCCGAAGUCACUCGCCCUCUCUGGGCUGCAGCAGCCUCACCUGUAUCAUGGGCCACAGCGGCUCCUCACAGCAGUGUGGGGUGAUGACGGUGCAAGGUGUGGACCCAAAGUGCGCGACCUGGAGGCGGCCCUUCGGCGCGGCCAGGAGACCCGGCAACCAGACGAGGAAGAAGAACCGGCUGUGCGCGCAGGAGGCCGAAAGCCCUGAACGCCAGGCGCUGGAGCUGGAGGAACUGCGCGCGCUGUUGGAAGACGAGCUGCUGCGGAUGCGCGAGGCCUACGAGCUGCAGGCUCAGGAGCGGCAGAGUGCGAUUGACCGCCUGGAGGAUGAGAAGGCUGCCCUCACCUUGGCCAUGGCCGACCACCUGCGGGACUAUCAGGAGCUGGUGCAGGUGAAGACCAGCCUCAGCCUGGAGGUGGCGACCUAUCGAGCCUUAUUGGAAGGAGAAAGUAAUCCAGAGAUACGGAUCCUGGCUGAGCGCAUGGAACACCUGCCGCGAGGUAAAGGCCAGAAAAGCUAAUUCUUGAACUUCAAGAUGCUUCCCAUCUGGACAGCUUCCGCCCGAGGAUAAACAGCAAAGCGUCGUUUACCUGGAGGCAUUGGGGUUCAGAUGUGGUUUUGUCGCAUAACCGUUGUUCACCCCUCUCUUACGCACAGAAUAGAUUUUAUCUAGUGGGCCACCAUUCUCGGGGGCGGGGAUCUUUUUUCCUGCCAAGGGUCAUUUGCAUAUUUAUGAUAUCACUCCCGGGCCAUACAGAACGACCCACUUAGAAACCAGCCUGCUCUGUUUGGUCCAACAGUUCGUUAACUCACCCCUAAUGCCUUGGCAGGGCCAGAGGC